Ostertagia ostertagi is the source of this 306-nucleotide messenger RNA. Lineage: Eukaryota; Metazoa; Nematoda; Chromadorea; Rhabditida; Trichostrongylidae. The record is from the annotation of a GenBank genome assembly.
ACCGGAGAACCAAUCGAUGCUCAAACGGCUCUUCGAUGCGGUUUGGUUUCGCGUAUUGUGCCGGAAAAGGAGGUGAAGUUUGAGGCGUUGAGGGUUGCGGAGCAGAUUGGUCAACACAGCCGUUCGGUCACAGCUCUAGGAAAAGCGUUCUUCUACACGCAAGCUGAACUCCGGGUCAACGAGGCAUACAGAUACGGCGGGAAAGUGAUGACGGAAAACCUGAAGCUGAAGGAUGCCCAGGAAGGAAUAAAUGCGUUCACUGAGAAACGGAAAGCAGUAUUUACUCAUACUGAUGAAAAAUGUUGA